AUGCCAUCUCUCAAAUCCAUCCUCUCCCUCUCCCUUUCCCUCCUAUCCCUCCUCCAGUACCACACCAACGCCCUCGCCCUCCCCACCAAUGAACACGACACAACCACCACCAGCAAGCGAGAAAUGAACAUAACCCUAAUCUGCCCUUCCACCCGCGCCCCCGUAUUUGGAUCAGUCUCCGGCGCCUGGAAGAUCCUCGAGCACUUGAAGACUCUGGACAACGAACCGCCGCUGCCGACCGUGGCGAUGGAGGAUGGGUGUAGGCGGAUGGGAUGUCAAGAGGGGACGGGGGUGUUUUGGUGUGUUAGGGAUGCGAAAUGGGCUUACCACAACCCACCGACGUACAAGACGCUUGUCGAGCAGGCGCAGAUGAUUCUUGAUAAUCAGCAGUGUAAAUCGACGGACGUGACGAAUACUCGGCCCAUGGUUGCUGGAGAGGCCGUGUAUGGGGAUGCAUGGAGUGUGGUUCUGAAGGGGCUGGAUUGUAAGGCUGGACAGGAGUGA
Molecule: messenger RNA, 504 nt
Organism: Sordaria macrospora k-hell
Lineage: Eukaryota; Fungi; Ascomycota; Sordariomycetes; Sordariales; Sordariaceae
Source: RefSeq, a predicted model, not a curated record